Mytilus trossulus (common blue mussel) is the source of this 1098-nucleotide messenger RNA. RefSeq names its product transgelin-2-like. The transcript is spliced from 7 exons. The record is from RefSeq and is a predicted model, not a curated record. Gene Ontology annotation, biological process: actin filament organization. Bases 142 to 636 code for a protein of 164 amino acids. Gene Ontology annotation, cellular component: actin cytoskeleton. NCBI's taxonomy places the organism in Eukaryota, Metazoa, Mollusca, Bivalvia, Mytilida, Mytilidae. Gene Ontology annotation, molecular function: actin filament binding.
AGAAGUAGGCGAAGGGCGGUUGGUGAAAACGAGGAAUUUGAUAAUAUUUUCACGUUAGUUCGCCUGUUGUACGGAGUAGGAAGGAAGGUUUUCAAUCUUUAGAUAUAAGCAACAGAAAACACUACACAUUGAGGGCCGAGGAUGUCCUUCCGAGCUUCUAAGUCAGGAUUAGGCUAUGAAGUGCAACGUAAAUUGGAAUUAAACUACGACAGAGAGGAAGCAGCAGGAACUCCUACUCACGUAGUCAACUGGGUAAACGCCAUGGUCGGCAGCGAGCACGACCCAAUCCCUGGCACUGAUUGGAAGUCAAUUUGCAACCAUUUAAGGGACGGUGUUGCACUUUGCAAGUUAAUCAACAUUCUUUUGAAAAAAGACGACAAACCACCAAUUACCUUCCAGAAGAAGGUCAUGUCACCAUUUGUUGCUAUGACAAAUAUCGAAAACUUUAACAAAGGCUGUGAACAGUAUGGACUGGAAAAAGAAUUUCAAUUCCAAAGUGGUGACUUAUGGGAAGUAAGGAAAGGUCCCUUCCUUAACGUCAUCAACUGCCUCCAUAGUUUAGGAUUCUGUUCAAAUUCAAAGAGAGUCAUCCCAGCAUACACAGGAGAAAUUGUUAAAUACCUGGAUAACGAAUAAAUGUGAUAAUGAGGCUGCAAGAAAUUCAUUUCAAAAUGUCAUCAUAUCAUUAGUAUGGGACAAUUUCAGACUUGCACAUGAUUCUUACAAACUUAUCUUGAGUACGUUCGGAAAAAGCCUAUAAAUGAGAGACCUACUGUUGUAACGGCAGCUUCCAGUCACGGGACUUUUCGGAAACGCUUGAUAUGCUAAAUGAAUGUUUCUGGCUUUUUGUGUCUAUGUCUAUUAAUUUAUUAUAAUGUGAUGUAUAUAUGAUUAACUAUUUUAGGAGGGACGAAAAACAGAUCUUUACUCAAUAUUUUAACUUUUUUUAAAAAUCUUUAAAGCCUAUUGGAUUUUAAUUCAUUCAAACAUGUUAAAACUGCAAUGGGGUUCAUCGAGAGCACUAUGUCUUAAUUUUUAUACCGAAUAUCAGUUGUCUCAAUGUACCUUUAAUUUAUAUUAAAAUUAUCUAUUAUUGUA